GUAAUGGGGCGGGGCGUUAAACCCCUGCGGAACUGCCUAGGAGACCCCGGCGUUGGGGCUACGCCAGCGCGCGCGCGACGCCGCCUCCUCCCUGCCUGAGCCGACUGGAAGGGGGCUGGGGGUUGGUUGGUGCCAGCAGCGGCGUGAGCGCUCCAGCGGCCGCCAUUUUACGCAGGCUCCUGCACAUUCUCCGGACACGUUGAGAGAGCGGAGAAGGGGCAGCUCCGCAACAGCUGAGCCGCCAGCCGCGCCCCCCUCCACACCACCCCCCUCCCCUCCGGAGCCCUUUUAGCUCACCAUUCAUCACCCCCUCGCCACUCACCCGCACAGAUAUCUGGAAACAUGGCUUCUGAACAUGUUAAUGGGAAUGGUACUGAAGAGCCCAUGGAUACUUCUGCUGCAGUUACCCAUUCUGAGCAUUUCCAGACAUUGCUUGAUGCUGGUUUACCACAGAAAGUUGCUGAAAAACUAGAUGAAAUUUACGUUGCAGGGUUAGUUGCUCACAGUGAUUUAGAUGAAAGAGCUAUUGAAGCUUUAAAGGAAUUUAAUGAAGAAGGUGCAUUGGCAGUGCUUCAGCAAUUUAAAGACAGCGAUCUAUCUCAUGUUCAGAACAAAAGUGCCUUUUUAUGUGGCGUAAUGAAGACAUACAGACAGCGAGAAAAACAAGGGACCAAAGUGGCAGAUUCUAGCAAAGGACCAGAUGAGGCAAAAAUAAAGGCACUUUUGGAGAGAACGGGUUACACGCUUGAUGUGACUACUGGACAGAGGAAGUAUGGUGGUCCUCCCCCAGAGUCUGUCUAUUCAGGACAGCAGCCAUCUGUUGGCACUGAGAUAUUUGUGGGUAAGAUUCCAAGAGACUUAUUCGAGGAUGAGCUUGUGCCGUUGUUUGAGAAAGCUGGACCUAUUUGGGAUCUGCGCUUAAUGAUGGACCCGCUGACUGGUCUAAAUAGAGGAUAUGCUUUUGUCACUUUUUGUAACAAAGAGGCAGCUCAGGAAGCUGUUAAAUUGUAUAACAAUCAUGAAAUUCGUUCCGGAAAACACAUUGGUGUAUGCAUCUCUGUAGCCAAUAACAGACUUUUCGUUGGCUCUAUUCCUAAGAGUAAAACCAAGGAGCAGAUAGUUGAAGAAUUUGGCAAAGUAACAGAGGGUCUUACAGAUGUAAUACUGUAUCAUCAGCCUGAUGACAAGAAAAAGAAUAGAGGUUUUUGUUUUCUUGAAUAUGAAGAUCACAAAACAGCAGCUCAAGCCAGGCGCAGAUUAAUGAGCGGAAAAGUGAAAGUCUGGGGAAAUGUCGUUACAGUAGAAUGGGCUGAUCCUAUAGAAGAUCCAGAUCCAGAAGUUAUGGCAAAGGUGAAAGUGUUGUUCGUGCGAAAUCUUGCAAAUUCAGUCACAGAGGAAAUUCUAGAAAAGGCCUUUAGUCAGUUUGGAAAACUGGAGCGAGUGAAGAAGCUAAAAGAUUAUGCUUUCAUUCAUUUUGAUGAACGUGAUGGUGCUGUAAAGGCAAUGGAAGGAAUGAAUGGCAAAGAUUUAGAAGGAGAAAAUAUUGAAAUAGUUUUUGCAAAGCCACCGGAUCAAAAAAGAAAAGAACGAAAAGCACAGAGACAAGCUGCUAAAAAUCAAAUGUAUGAUGAUUAUUACUACUAUGGUCCACCUCAUAUGCCCCCACCUGCAAGAGGUCGUGGAAGAGGAGGUAGAGGUGGCUAUGGAUAUCCCCCUGACUACUAUGGAUAUGAAGAUUAUUAUGAUUAUUAUGGCUAUGAUUACCAUAACUAUCGUGGUGGAUAUGAAGAUCCUUACUAUGGUUACGAAGAUUUUCAAGUUGGAGCUAGAGGAAGGGGUGGUAGAGGAGCAAGGGGUGCUGCUCUUUCCAGAGGUCGCGGGGCUGCUCCUCCCCGUGGCAGAGCCGGCUAUGCACAAAGAGGUGGUCCUGGAUCAGCAAGAGGUGUUCGUGGUGCGCGAGGAGGUGCCCAGCAACAAAGAGGCCGCGGGGUACGUGGUGCAAGGGGUGGCCGCGGUGGAAAUGUAGGAGGAAAGCGCAAAGCUGAUGGGUACAACCAGCCAGAUUCCAAGCGGCGCCAGACCAAUAAUCAGAACUGGGGCUCCCAACCCAUUGCUCAGCAACCGCUCCAAGGUGGUGAUCAUUCUGCAGGGAAAAGGGGUCGAGGCCGGUCCUGACCUGUUACAAUGAAGACUGACUUGCUAUGUGGGAUUACACCAGAAGCUUGCAGUGGAGUAAUGGUAAGGAAAAUCAAGCAACCUUAAGUAUUUCGGCUGUAUAGGAGCAAAUUAUUUUGUAGAAGAUCCUUCAUCGAAGAUCAUGGAAAUCAAAUAUGGGACAUUGGACUUUGAUAUGAAUUUCUUUGUUUUCUCUGCAGUGCAAACUAUAAAUUUAAAGCUAAUAUUUCCCAAUGUGUUCAACAAAAUUCUUUAUCUUUAGCAUGGCCUCUUUAAAAAGUUUUCUUAAAAAAUCUGCUUAAAGUAGAUUUUUCCUCCCCUGGUGUUUUAAAAUGGAUCCCACAAAGGCAAUUCUCUGAUUGCUCUGAAAUUUUUAUUGUGGUGAUAUUAGGUGAAUGCCAUCAUUGGUAUCCUUAACUCUUAUUUCUGCUCAUGAAGGUUAAUCAUGGUUGUCUAUAUAGUAAUCACUUUGAAAUGUGUUCAGAUACAGCAGUUUUCAGGUGUAAUCAUCAGAGCUGGUUAGUCAGGCAUUCCAGAUAGUGGUUCUUUUCAGAACCUUUUUUAAAGGGUUGGUUAACUACCUCAGUAGCAGAGGAUUGAACUAUACCCUAUCUGUACUGUACAUAGAAAAUCUUUGUAGAUAAAACCAAGGCUUGUUUAAUUAUGACAUGAGGGUUAAAAUAUAUACCAAAUGUAACAUUCUUAGUUGCCUUUAAUUUCAGAGGCUUUGUAAGAUUCCCUCAUGUCCAUCAUAACAGGCCUUGCUUUUGUCGUAUUUUGUGGCUGAAAAAGCAGCCUUGCUUCUUCAGAUAUUGUAGUUAUUUGGAUGUAUAAUAGUUUAGCGAGAUGUUACUUUUUGUAAGACAUCAAAUGUUCAAAAAAGUGCAUCAGCAACUUGUACUAAAUACUGCAGUGUCCCUUUAUAAAAGGUCAGACUAAAACUGACAACUGUACAGUGAAGCCUGACAUUUGGAUAUUUUGAAGUUUUUCAUAAAUCAUAGAAAAUAGUAUAUGGCUGUAGUUUAGCUUUUUAGGUAACGGUAUGUUUUCUCAUUAGUGCAUUUCUUACUGCUGAUUGCUGUAAAAACAGGCAGAUCAGCUUUCCAUUUUCUCUUUAUGCAGAUCAUGAUAACCUGUAGAGUAGAAUACAAUCAUUUGUGCUAUGUUUUAAUUUUCUAAAGCACCUUGAUGACAGUGAGUGUUAAGUGGUGAAACAUCCUCUAUUGAAUCACCCUUCCAAAAAGUUCUGUCAAGUCCAAUCAUGCAUAGAUAAAAUAAUUAUGACUUGGUAUGGACUUGACAUAAAGAGCUUCCCUUAUACCCUUCCCCAAAGGGAUACUGCAGUUGUUACAUAUCCGUAGGCACCACAGUAAGAACUGAGACACCUAAUUAAGGUUUUAUACACACCAGUUCCCCAGUAAAUGAAAAAACUUAACAAAAAUAGAUGUCAUAUGUUAAAUGCUCAUUGCAAACAAUCAUUUUGCAUUCCUGCAAAUAAAAUUGUUUUAUACUGUAAGCUGGAGGCAAGUGUAACUUAUUUUUGUAAUAAAGUUUUUAUUUUUUUUAUGUGUCAUUAAUAUAAAUGUGUGUUAGUGCAGAAAUCUUCUGG
Molecule: messenger RNA, 3784 nt
Organism: Gekko japonicus
Lineage: Eukaryota; Metazoa; Chordata; Lepidosauria; Squamata; Gekkonidae
Gene: SYNCRIP
Product: synaptotagmin binding, cytoplasmic RNA interacting protein
Exons: 12
Coding region: 343-2175 (610 amino acids)
Biological process (GO): CRD-mediated mRNA stabilization
Cellular component (GO): CRD-mediated mRNA stability complex; ribonucleoprotein complex; nucleus
Molecular function (GO): mRNA 5'-UTR binding
Source: RefSeq, a predicted model, not a curated record